Messenger RNA from Perkinsus marinus ATCC 50983, 174 nucleotides. RefSeq lists its product as hypothetical. Lineage: Eukaryota; Perkinsozoa; Perkinsida; Perkinsidae. The record is from RefSeq and is a predicted model, not a curated record. The transcript has a single exon. The annotation marks the transcript as partial.
AGGUCCGAGCCCUCCGUCUCGAGAACGCAUCUUUGCGGGCUGAGCUGGAGGUACUACGUCGUUGCACUUCACCAGCUCGUGGCCAUCAGGAGGGAGAUAAUAAUCCUCGGCCGCCAUCUCGAGGAAGGAGUGCCUCUCGGACUCGGCGACACCAGUGUGUCUCUCCUCGGCUAA